AUGAGUUUUGUUAGAACCACAGAAUCACGAGUUGGUUAUAAUCCAGAAACUGGUGCAAGAAUAGUCGCUGGAUGUGUUGUAUUGAACCAGGAUCAUUCAAAAGUAUUAUUGAUUAGUUCUACUGGGCAAAAAAAGAGAUGGGUUCUUCCCAAAGGUGGUGUUGAAAUGGAUGAAGCUGAAUAUGUAGAUUCAGCAAUUAGAGAAACUUGGGAAGAAGCUGGAGUAACUGGUAAAAUAAUACGAUCUUUAGGUAUGAUUGAUGAUCUUAGACCACCAAAGGAAUGGAAUACAAAUAAAGAUGAAUUCUUAAAUCAAGAAAUAUUAAAACAUCCACCACGUUCUGAAUUUCAUUUUUUUGAAAUGGUUGUGGAGAAAGAAUAUGAUGAAUUUCCUGAAUCUAAUAAAAGAUCAAGAAAAUGGGUAAGUUAUCAUGAAGCUAUUGAAGAGUUGAUUAAUGCGAAAAGAUUGGAAUUGAAAGAAGCCGUUGAAAGAUCAAGUAUACUUAAAAAUUGA
Molecule: messenger RNA, 513 nt
Organism: Hansenula ciferrii
Lineage: Eukaryota; Fungi; Ascomycota; Saccharomycetes; Phaffomycetales; Wickerhamomycetaceae
Gene: DDP1
Product: polyphosphatase DDP1
Exons: 2
Coding region: 1-513 (170 amino acids)
Biological process (GO): diadenosine pentaphosphate catabolic process; diphosphoinositol polyphosphate metabolic process; diadenosine hexaphosphate catabolic process
Cellular component (GO): nucleus; cytoplasm
Molecular function (GO): bis(5'-adenosyl)-hexaphosphatase activity; bis(5'-adenosyl)-pentaphosphatase activity; endopolyphosphatase activity
Source: RefSeq, a predicted model, not a curated record